CGAUGGUGGAGGUUCAAGAAAUCGCAUUUUUAAGCGAAAUCUAAGCGUUUUUGUUUAUUACGUGCACUUGGCGACUGACAUUUAGCAUCUGAUAACUAUUUCUUCAUCUUAUUAUUAAAUUAAUGUUUUCAUAACGAUCCCGAACUUUCAAUAUGUCAAAUGUGAAAGGGGCUUUCUGUUCUCUUAUGUUUUGUUUCCUGAAGCCAUAUUAAGAGUUGCAUUUCAGCAUUUAUCUGGAAAUUUUUCACAAGAAAUCUGUGAAAUGAGUUGUUUGGGUAAGUCUGUAGAAGAAGUAUAUGUGGUUGCCAAAUAUGAUUAUGAGGCACAAGGUAGUCAAGAACUAGAUAUAAAGAAAAACGAGCGACUUAUACUACUUGAUGACAGUAAACAUUGGUGGAAAGUUCAAAAUUCCAGAAAUCAAGCAGGGUUUGUUCCUUCUAAUUAUGUGAAAAGGGAGAAACCUUCCAUAUUUGACAGCAUACGUAAGCGUGUUCGUAAAAAAAGUGAACCUAAGGUUUCCUCCCCAUCUUCUCGAGUAGCUUCGAAAGAAAAUGAUUUGAAAGGUGUAUCCCCUCGUGUAACUACUCCAGCCAAUAAAAUUUGUUUGAAUACAACAGCUGUGGUAAAAUAUAAUUAUGAAGCCCAACAAGCAGAUGAAAUUUCACUUGUCAAAGGGACAAGAGUUGUAGUAAUGGAAAAAUCUAGUGAUGGUUGGUGGAAAGGUGAAAGUAAUAACCAAAUUGGUUGGUUUCCUUCUAACUAUGUUCAAGAAGAGCCCAAAGAUGUGCCAGAGAUAUCAUGUAAUUUACCCCAAGAAGAAGAGCCAGUCACUGUGACAUAUCAGAAUGUUCUUCAAGGAAAUGAUGUAGUUGUUGCCCUCUAUACAUUUAAUUCUCAGAGCGAUGAAGAACUCAGUUUUCAGAAAGGAGAGCAGCUAGAAGUUGUAGAACGUCCAUUGAAUGAUCCUGAUUGGUGGAGGGCAAGGAAUAAUAUAGGACAAAUUGGUUUGGUACCAAAAAAUUAUCUGCAGAUUGUUUCACCUGGUCGAUCAGUAACUGAUUCUAGUGAUUCUGAUGCUGUUCCAUCAAAAUCAGAUGAGAGUCCAGGUGUUGGUAUUGCUGUCAAUGGUGCCCAACAUGAACAUUCAAAAUCUCCUUUAGGGGCCAGUGGAGGCUCUCCUAUAGUAAAACAACGGAACAAAGGUAGUUGUGAUAGACCCUGGUACAUAGGAAGUAUUACUCGCAGCGACUGUGACAGGAUGCUCAAUGAAUUUGCUGAAGAUGGUGAUUUUGUGAUUCGAGAUAGUGAAACAAAUGCUGGGGAUUUCUCGGUUUCUCUUAAAGCACCUACAAGAAAUAAACACUUCAGAGUCCAUAUGGAGGAUGGUGUUUACUGUAUUGGCCAGCGACGGUUUAAUUCAUUAGAUGAACUUGUAGAGCACUACAAAAGAGCUCCUAUAUAUACUGGCCCUGAUGGGGAAAAAUUAUACCUUAUUAAACCUUUUAGAAAAGUCCUUUGAAAGGAUAUCAUAUGGUAGAUUGAUUAAUUACAUGUUCCAAAUGUUUCUACCACCUUGGCUUUCUGAAUCAUUGUAUUUUUCAUUCUUUGAAUUUGCAAAAAGAAAAAUGCCACUGCUAACAUUUACUCGAGGCAACUUUUUUGUUGGUUUUUAAUUAUUUUUCUGUUUUAUAUAGCUUUAUUUUUUCAUAUUUUAUUUAAAAUCAUCUUAUAUGUGAAAUUAUUUUAUUAUUUGUGUGGUAUUGACUAAAAUAUGUCUGAAAUCUAUUAUUAUUAACAAAAAGGCAUUUGGAAUCGA
Argiope bruennichi is the source of this 1816-nucleotide messenger RNA. RefSeq names its product cytoplasmic protein NCK1-like. Gene Ontology annotation, molecular function: protein binding. Bases 263 to 1519 code for a protein of 418 amino acids. The transcript has 4 exons. The record is from RefSeq and is a predicted model, not a curated record. NCBI's taxonomy places the organism in Eukaryota, Metazoa, Arthropoda, Arachnida, Araneae, Araneidae.